This is a messenger RNA of Haliotis rufescens (red abalone), 1040 nucleotides long. RefSeq names its product multiple epidermal growth factor-like domains protein 11. The record is from RefSeq and is a predicted model, not a curated record. The transcript has 6 exons. Bases 10 to 780 code for a protein of 256 amino acids. NCBI's taxonomy places the organism in Eukaryota, Metazoa, Mollusca, Gastropoda, Lepetellida, Haliotidae.
GGAUGUGAGAUGGGGUGGACACUGGCUGACUGUACAGUGCCUGUCAACUGCCCCCCUGGAAGGUAUGGACCAGGAUGUACUCAGUUCUGCAGUUCCCGCAACUGUAAAACACCAUCACCAGUGUGUGACGUCACAGGGUCAUGCACCGAUGGAUGCCGGGAAGGCUGGCAGAACGCUGACUGCAGGAUACCAUGUCCGAGUGGGCAGUACGGGGCCAACUGCAGCAAGUCUUGUGAUUCACGUCAAUGUGAAACUUCACCAGUUUCCUGCGAUCACAUGACAGGAACAUGCGCCGCAGGAUGUCGGGAAGGAUGGAUCGGAGGAGACUGUACCAUGAAAUGCAAACCUGGAACCUUUGGGCCUGACUGUUCUCGUUGUGGACACUGUGACGUCACAUGUAAUGUUGGAGAUGGACGCUGUCCAGGAGAAUGUCUGGAUGGCUUUACCGGUGACCGAUGUGAUAUAGAUGUCAGAGUGUCUCCUGUUACAAGUGGUGUCAUUGGCGGAGCAGUAGUCAUGGCUGUAAUGCUGUGUCUGAAUGCUGGGUUGAUGAUCUUUCUGUGGAAAUCUGGAAGACUGAAACGGAUACCCCUAAGUGGCACACCCCCCACAGAGGUGAAAAAGACAAACACAGGCGACACUGGAGAGAUUCCUGCUCCUGUGCCCUCUCCUGGCAUGAAUGGGGACGACUAUACUGAGUUGAAUGAGGUCACCAGGGAGAGAGAGAAGUCACAUUGUGAUGUCAUUCAGAACAAAGUAUAUGAAAAUAAUCAAAUCUGAGUGAAGAGUCUUCUAUAUGUGCUGUGACGUACGUAUCAUGUUCACAAAGCAUCAUGUUCUGUCUAGAAGUACACAUCAAGGUGUAUAUAUAUAUAUAUAUAUACAUUGUAUAUGAGGGGUUAUAACAUGAAAAACUUUGAUCCCGUCUCAUAUAUGAUCUAAGUACCAUGGUUUAAGUUUUACCCCCCUUUUUGGUAGUUUGUAGAUUUUAUAUGUAGCGUUGUGCAGCCCUUGAGCUUAGCACAAUAUACAUAUGACGA